This is a messenger RNA of Humulus lupulus (European hop), 1329 nucleotides long. RefSeq lists its product as uncharacterized. The transcript is spliced from 6 exons. The coding region runs from base 1 to 1329 and encodes 442 amino acids. Lineage: Eukaryota; Viridiplantae; Streptophyta; Magnoliopsida; Rosales; Cannabaceae. The record is from RefSeq and is a predicted model, not a curated record.
AUGAAUGAAGAAAGUGGUUUUGAUGAGGAUGGUAGCAAAAGAAGAGCUUUGGCAGAUGCACUGGCAACAUAUAAUGAAACUGCAAAGCGAAAGACAGAAUUGAUAGAGAGAUCAAUGGCAACAUCUGCAUCACAUUACUUAUUGGAUGAGAGUGUUGAAGCUCUUAAUCAAAUUGAUGGAAUUAGUGGAGAACUAUACGCAAAAGCUAUUGAGAAGUUUGAGAACGAGGAUAAAAUGUCUUUAAACGUUGCUCGGUUCAAUAAGGAUAAUUUACUGGACGAUUCAGAUGAUGAGUUUGGAGAGAUUUUGCUAUAUUUUGCUUGCGAGGAAUAUAAUCAAUUAUAUCUAUCUAAGCAACCUUGUAGAAAUUCAGCUCUUUCAGGCCAUGAAUACGUUAUGGAAGUGUUGCACGGGCAUUGGAGUAGGUGUUAUGAUUUGUUCAGAAUGAACAAAGAUGUCUUCAAACUAUUUUGUGGUAUUCUAAAAGAAAUUUUUUUAUUGAAGAACUCACGAUGUUUGUUUGUUGAAGAACAAGUGGCUAUGUUCUUAUUUGUGAUUGGCCAUAAUGAACGACAUCGUGUGGUUGCUGAACGAUUUCAGCACUCCAUCUCAACCACAUCUCAUUAUUUUAAGAAGGUUUUGAAGGGAAUAUGUCGUCUAUCCAAAGAACUAAUUACUCCACCUUCAUUUGAUGCAACUCCUCUACAAAUUCGAUUCGAUCCAAGAUACUAUCCAUUUUUUAAGAAUUGUGUUGGAGCUAUAGAUGAGACUCAUAUUUCUGCGCAUGCUCCAAUUGAUGAACAAAUACCAUAUCGAGAAUGUGCCACAAACCCAGAUUAUGGAUUUCCAAUGCCGCCACAAGGAAAAUAUUAUCUUGUUGAUUCUGGCUAUAUAAACAUGCCUGGUUUUCUUUCGCCAUACCGAGGGGAAAUGUAUCAUUUUGGCCGGUACACAGAUCUUAAUCCCAUAGGAAAAAAAGAGCUUUUCAAUUAUCGACACUCUUCCUUGAGAAAUGUCAUUGAGCGGUGUUUCGACGUGUUGAAGGCCCGUUUUCCAAUCCUAAAGCAAAUGCCUUCAUAUGAUCUAAGAAUACAAAAGUACAUUGUCAUUGCUUGCUGUGGGAUUCAUAAUUUUAUAAGGACAAAUAAAGAAGCAGAUGUAUAUUUUGAUGGAGGUGAAUGGAAUUCUGAAGUACAGGCUACUACUUUACAAAGCACAGAUGGAACUUUGACUGAUAAUGUAGAGUUCAAUAUUUCUAGAACUCAUAUACGUGAAAUGGCUCAUGUUCGUGAUGAAAUUGCUGACCAUAUAUGGAGAGCUAGUCGAUGA